Messenger RNA from Perca fluviatilis (European perch), 603 nucleotides. Its product is annotated as steroid 17-alpha-hydroxylase/17,20 lyase-like. The coding region runs from base 55 to 603 and encodes 182 amino acids. Gene Ontology annotation, biological process: hormone biosynthetic process; progesterone metabolic process. NCBI's taxonomy places the organism in Eukaryota, Metazoa, Chordata, Actinopteri, Perciformes, Percidae. Gene Ontology annotation, molecular function: steroid 17-alpha-monooxygenase activity; iron ion binding; heme binding. The transcript has 4 exons. The record is from RefSeq and is a predicted model, not a curated record.
GUUGGUGUGUUCAGCGCCACCUAUCGCCCCGGCGACGCCGAGCUGCAGGAAGUGAUGCGCUACAACGACGGCAUCGUGCAGACCAUCGCCGGGGGAGGACUGGUGGACAUUUACCCCUGGAUGAAGGUGUUUCCUAACCAGAGUCUCAGUAAGCUGAAGGACUGUAUCACCGUCAGAGAUCGGCUGCUGUCUCGCAAACUGGACGAGCACAAGGCGUCUCUGAGUGAUGGGGAUCCCCGGGACCUCCUGGACGCGUUGCUGAAGGGGAAGACGGACAGCGUGCCGAGUCAGACCUCCUCCGGUUCUGAAGAGACCAUUACAGACGACCACGUCCUGAUGACAGCCGCCGAGGCGUUCGGAGCCGGCGUGGAGACCACGUCCACCACGCUGCUGUGGAUCCUCGCCUACCUGCUGCAUCACCCCGAGGUACAGGACUCUGGUGCACUAGCCUGCGGCAUGAGGGAUCCCCCUCCACCCGUUGCUAUCCCCGUGGGACCGACGGCAGGUGCGGUGAAGUCAGGGGACCCCCAAGAGCCCAAAAUGCCUCCCAAUAGAGUGGCGACACGGGGACAUGUUCCUGGUAACAUGACGCUGUUCCCUUGA